Messenger RNA from Andrographis paniculata, 1593 nucleotides. Its product is annotated as protein ASYMMETRIC LEAVES 2. The coding region runs from base 803 to 1414 and encodes 203 amino acids. NCBI's taxonomy places the organism in Eukaryota, Viridiplantae, Streptophyta, Magnoliopsida, Lamiales, Acanthaceae. The transcript is spliced from 2 exons. The record is from RefSeq and is a predicted model, not a curated record.
UUCCAUAGCCUCUGGUGUUGGGGGGAAUUCCUCCGCCUUCACCUCUUCAUACACGCAGUAAAAACACGUAUACAUAUAGACAUACAUAUACAUACAGGCUAAUAUCCCUACUCUCUCUGUCUUUCUCUCUCUAACCCAUUCUCUCUCUCUCUCUCUCUCUCUCUCUCUCUUCAUGAGAUAAGAGCUGUUUCUGUUCUUCCGCAGCACCAUCUUUAUAUGCUGCUGCAUAUUUUCAUUUCUAUAUAAUUCCCAGCAGCGAAAAGAUUGCCUGACCCUCAAAGAAAGGCCCCUUUUGCGUGAUCUUCAAAAAUCAUUAAAACAAAAAGAAAAAAAGGAUCGAGAGAGAGAAAGAUUAUCGUCUCAUCAUUAGGCAAAGGCAGAAAGAAAGGGAGGGUGGGGGGGGUGGGGGUGGGUGUGUAAGCAAGUAACUACGUACAAUGAUUCUUGAUUUAUAUAUUUUUUUAAUUUUUUUUUUUGUUAGGGAAUGGGAAAAAAGGUAGGAAAAAAUUGAGGGGGUGAAAUUAAGGCAAGGCAAGAUCCAAGGUUUGUUUCUCAGAAGCACACAAGCCAAAGUGGGGAAAAAUCUGAAAAGGGAGAGGACAAAAAGAAAAAGAAAAAAGGUAAUGUUUGACCGCAGAAAUCGAGGCAAUUAAAAAAAUAAAAAUAAAAAUCAAAUCUUUUUUCAUCAUCAUCAUCAGAAGCAAAGAAGGAAGAAGAAGAAGAAGAAUUACAGGCGUUUUAAACAACUUUUGUUCUGUCUAGGUCUCCGAAGAGAGAGAUUUUGAAAGAAAGGAUCUCAGGAAUGGCUUCAUCGUCAACCUCGCCGUGCGCGGCGUGCAAAUUUCUGCGGCGGAAAUGCCAGCCGGAGUGCGUGUUCGCGCCGUACUUCCCGCCGGACCAGCCGCAGAAAUUCGCCAACGUGCACAAGGUGUUCGGCGCCAGCAACGUGACGAAGCUGCUGAACGAGCUGCAGCCGCACCAGCGCGAGGACGCCGUGAACUCGCUCGCCUACGAGGCCGACAUGCGGCUGCGCGACCCCGUCUACGGCUGCGUCGGCGUCAUCUCCCUCCUCCAGCACCAGCUCCGGCAGCUGCAGAUGGAUCUCAGCUGCGCCAAAUCGGAGCUCUCAAAGUACCAGAACCUCGGGAUCUCCGGCCACGGCCUGAUCGCGCACCACCAGGGGAUCAACUUACUCGGCGGCGGCGCCGCCCGCGACCACCACCACUUCCACCACCAGCUCUUCCCGGUGAAUCAGCAGCAGGUGAUCCGGGCCUUCGACGGCGGGAAUGGAUACGACGCCGGUAGCCUCCUCGCCGUGAACAUGUCGGCCAGCAUCGGACAGCUCGGCGGAUUCCAGCAGUCGAGGACGGGGGCGGCGGCGGACGGCCGCCGGACGCCGGUUGAACCGUCUUAGGGUUUUGUGGAGAAAUCCGGCGGUACGGAAGAAAGAGGUCACCAGUGGGAUUAUAAUAUAUAUAUAUAGGUAAUUAAUUAAAUUAAUUAAUUAAUUGCUUAAAUUAGACACUACUUUUAAAAACUAAAAACACUUGUUUAAAUUAAUUAUUGUUGUUAUUCGAUCUUUAUUACUAUCUC